Cylindrotheca closterium is the source of this 2175-nucleotide messenger RNA. The record is from the annotation of a GenBank genome assembly. Lineage: Eukaryota; Bacillariophyta; Bacillariophyceae; Bacillariales; Bacillariaceae.
GGGAUCCUUGCCUCCGAAACAUGGCUCAAACGGGUUUGGAUCGAGCUCGACUCAUUGGGCAUCAGAGUCGAGAUCUCCUCCCCUCCCUUGUCCCUACACUGUGUCGACGAUCGUCUCUUGAUGGACAUCUUCAUCGAUGCCUUGGUCGACCAAGAGGACUUGCUGUGGCUCAACUGGUGCCGCCAAUAUCUCCAAGUCACCACCCUCUCGGAACUCACCACCGCCGACGGGUGUUCCCUGACGGCAGCUUCUCUUGCCGGCCAACCCUCCGGACACUUUGUGACCAGCUACAAUUGGCCCCAAACUCGACGCCCUGGCCCCUCUCACUGGGACCUAUGGCGACGCGUCCUCUCUCAAGCUGUCCUCCGCCCCUACAGCCGCCGUCGCCGAUUGUUGCAGCCCCUCGGACCGUGGUCUGAUUCGCUAGACCGCUGGACCUGGCUCUUCUCUCGCACCGCUUUGAUCCUCUUCCAUCGGACGGACAAAUACCUGGCAAUCUACCGGCCCAUCAACUCGCGUUCCCAUAAGACCUUCCGAAGGGAUCUUCACCACACUUGCUCGCAGGCAUCAUGGUUGUUGACUGGUUGCUCCAACAGUGGGCGCCUACGCUCCAAUCUAAACCCCGCGAAUGUUGAAGUGGAUAAUUGGGCAGUGGCAUACCGCCAUCAGUUGGAGGCUUCUAACCAACUGAUUGCACCCAAUGCUCGCUUCUUUACUGAGCUGGCCGCUCUCUACAUCGGAGGCGUUAAGCAGUCUCGAUUGGACCCAGACUACAUCCAAGAGCUGGUGGCGCUUCCCGCCCUCCGCAAGAGGUGGCGCGAGAAACUCACGGUCACCCCAGAGGCGGAGUCGGAAACCGACUGGCCCAGUCUGGCCCGGGCCAUGCAAUCUCUCCCCGCGGGCGUCCAACGCUGGACCACAAAGCACGUGGUGGGUAUGUGCGGUGUCGGCAAGUUUAAGGUACGAUGGGGAUAUGACACAUCUGCUGCAUGCCCAUGCUGUGGCGAGUUCGAAGAUCACCUACACGUACCUCGAUGUAGGGCUCCAUCCGCCAGCGCUGAAUGGGAUCGCCAGACAGUGGCCCUGGAUUUAUGGCUGGACACUCAAGUGACAGAUCCGGCCAUCAAACAUGCCCUCCUCUCCCUUCUUAAAGGGGUUCGCGAUCCAUCCCUCCCGUCCAUUCGAAUGGUACCAGGUCGACUGAGCAGCGCCUUCCGCUCCCAGCAACGCAUUGGUUACCAAGGCUUGUUGGAAGGAAGAUUGUCCCGCCAAUGGGCCCCAUUGCAGGAGGAAUAUCUGCAGUCGCACGGGAGCCAACGCUCUCCCACCUUAUGGGCCUCACGCCUCUCGCAUCAGUUGAUGUUGCUGGGCUUCCAGUUGUGGGAACAUCGGAACUCGGUACAACACUCGGAGGACAAUGUACAGUUACAAGAGCGCAGCCAUCAGGUCAACGACGGGAUACACAACCAGUUUGAUAUGGGUCCCACUGACCUACCUAAGGUUGUUCAACGCCUGCUUUCGGUCAAGCGCCGGACAGUCUUGAACAAACCACUGAUAGACCAUGAGGAGUGGCUGAAGCUGGUGAGGAUGGAACGCACGGCCUACCGCCGCGCUCUGGCGCCUCAACGCCGUAUCCUUCAUCGCUUCCUCCACCCUGCGGACCAUUCCCCAUGUGAAGUUUGCCAAGUGAAUAAAAAUGUGAACAUUCAAUACGGACAUCUGCCUGAAAGACACGCAGAUUUGGUCCUGUGGUUUUCUGUGGCUGUGGAUUUGAUUGGACCUUGGAAAACCGUAGACAUUGAAUUCAAUGCGCUCACUUGUAUUGAUCCUGUGACAAAUCUCACUGAACUUUCAUGCAUUGAGAACAAAACUUCAACCCAUGUCACCACUGCUGCUUCUCGGCGGGAACUUGUGACUCCGGACCACACAGCAAGGACGCUGUCGACCUCGGACCAUAGCAAUGCUGUGGACCCAGGCUCUGGCCCAGGGUCCUCUAUUCCGUCUCUAGCCAGUUCUAGGGUCUCUGACAAUUCCUCGGAUGGUUCGCCGUCCCCGGUCUUCCCCAUCUUCCGUCAUCCUCAACACUCUUCUCCUCCUGACCGUUCUAUGGGUAAACGAAGGAAGAAGAAGCCAUUGGCCAGCCGUGGAGCCUCCCGCUCCACGGCAGGGCCAUGA